AAGGAGUUAUCAGUUUCAUUUUCUGGGUGUUCCUGAUUUUGUCUUGCAUGGUUAAUGGAAUUUGGGUUCUGGCAGAUUUGUCUGGGGGCAAAAAGAGGGCUCCACCAAAGGCAGAAUCUUUGGUAGAUUUUCACUUGGAUAUUGUCAAAAAGGCAGUCUCUGAAUAUCCUGGGCAUCCUCUGAUUUUGGCUGGGAAAUCCAUGGGUUCAAGAGUCAGUUGCAUGGUGGCUGGCAGGGAAGACAUCUCUGCUUCGGUAGUAAUUUGCUUGGGGUAUCCACUUAAGGUUAGCUAUUAUGUUAAUUUUACACUUCCAUGGACUUAAUUUUACAUAGAUGGUAUAAAAUGCAAGUUUCUGUGGUAUCUUGUAUGUGUGUGUUAUUUGGAAAUUGGAAAUGAGAUUGGUUAUUUUUCUGGAAUAAUUUGCCUGUUGACCU
Rubroshorea leprosula is the source of this 435-nucleotide messenger RNA. The record is from the annotation of a GenBank genome assembly. Lineage: Eukaryota; Viridiplantae; Streptophyta; Magnoliopsida; Malvales; Dipterocarpaceae.